CGUACGUAUGGUAAGUUAUAUUACUGAACGAGCCUGCAUUCUCGGAGAAGUAACCGCCUCCCCGACUCGGGUUACAUCAACCCCAACUCGAUUCUGCAGCCUACAUGCACACUACGCUUUCCCUCGGUUGCCCAUCGCUUUCACAGCUGUUUGUCCAUGCAGCCUCACUUUUACCUCCUCACUGCCAUACGGCGCAACAGCCACAACACACAGCCCAUCAAUGGCGCGCGCUCUCGUCCAACCAUGCAUGCAUGCGCUGGCGAUGCAACGCGGUCGUAUCGCCGGUAAUACUCCGUGGGAGGGCAGUUGUUGCGCCGUCCCAGAUCGUUCCAAUGCCAGAGGAAGAAGUGCUGGGAUCUUAUAAGGGAACAGGAAGAGGGAGCAAUGCGGCUGAGACAAAACACGAAGAUAAGCUCCGAGAAUCCACUUCACCAUUCGAUCGGAUAAUGAGACGCUGGCCCACUUAUUGGGGCGAAUCAGCCAAUCGGAACAAAGUACAGGCGGUUUGUUGCAAUUUUCCAGAUGACCCGGUGCUCAUUUCAGCAACGUCUGGAUCUGAUCUAACGAUCGACUUCAAUCAAACCCGGUUCUGCGCUUGGUUGAGCGAGGAUAAGAUUGAGGCGUGUCCGCUUCCCGAUCACCGAAUCCGUACGUUGGCAGCAGAUUGUGAGUGUAGAGGAAUCGAAUCCGAUGCGGACGCGCGAUGGAUGUUUCGUCUAUACCGAUAUCUGACCCAGAUGCCAAAUGCGAUCGCUAUGCGUUGCCCAGAUUCGCGAUCCGAUAGGUGGCCCGGGUGCAUGGGUAUGAUGUCAUAUCUGGGGCAUUCUAACUUGAUACGGCUAGUCAACAGGGGAAGACACAACAUUGGAUGGAAGUCCAGACCACACUUGUCAGCCCCCGGGUUCUGCGAUGUCCAACUUUUCACGCAUCUUCAGCCAAUGCCACUUCGGCGACCUUUGCCGACGACAGACCCUUAUUGUUAACUACCAUGUGAAGUUAUGGCAUCGUGACACGGCCUACAAUUUCCCCCUCACUGUAGCGGUUCUCAAUCUUGGCCCUGCCGCAACGCCAGCCCCACAC
Messenger RNA from Chaetomium strumarium, 1080 nucleotides. RefSeq lists its product as uncharacterized. NCBI's taxonomy places the organism in Eukaryota, Fungi, Ascomycota, Sordariomycetes, Sordariales, Chaetomiaceae. Bases 105 to 983 code for a protein of 292 amino acids. The record is from RefSeq and is a predicted model, not a curated record. The transcript has a single exon.